Drosophila virilis is the source of this 1101-nucleotide messenger RNA. Lineage: Eukaryota; Metazoa; Arthropoda; Insecta; Diptera; Drosophilidae. The record is from RefSeq and is a predicted model, not a curated record.
CGUACAAAACACAGCACAGAAACAAAAAAAAAAAAAACAUCUCGCAAGUCUGUCAACGAUCGUCAAAGCGUAAAGUCGACGUCGCGCUGCUCAGCCGCUGCCCAAGUUGUUUAUAUGAGUAUUAAAAGUACACAAACGCGUAUUAAAGAUCCGGCAAGCCGAUAAAGCUUACCAAAAAAAAAAUAAAAAUAAAAAAUGAAUUUUGUAAAGCAGCACCGGCAGCGUCUGGAACUGUUGCUGAUGCUGCUGCUGGGCCUCAUCUGUGGCAGCUGUUUAUCGAAGCUGUUGCAGCUGGCCCGAGUGGAAUUCUACGAGCUAUAUGCCAGUCAGCAAUUUACUGCAGAUACUGUUUCAAAUUCAGACAAUUCGCUGAUGCAACCAAACAAUAACAGCAAUACGGAACAGCGUAUACUCUGCAUUAUUACGCUGAAGCCGAAAGGCAAUCGGCAGCAGGACAUAGCACGCACCUGGGGCAGACGCUGCCACAAGCUGCUGUUCAUACGUCCACAUGCGAGAAAGCCAAAGCUGAGCAUUGUGGGGCUGGCGAAGAGCCGGACUGACAGCAGCUCUUGGGCCCGAACGCGAGCGAACCUCCAGCAUGUCCAUAAUCGUUAUCACAAGAAAUACGAUUGGUUCCUAAUGGUCACAGAUGAAACCUAUGUGAUAAUGGAGAAUCUGCAGCACCUUCUGAUCGACUACGCGCCAGAGAUGCCCAUUUACUUUGAUAGCUUUUCCUGGUUGCAUACGCAGCAGGGUUCGUUGUCUGCAGCUGGAGGCAAUGUAUUCAGUAGAGAGGCCUUGCGUCGUUUUGUGGAUUGGGCACAUGACAAUAGCAGCAUCUGCAGCAAUCACAACUAUGGGAUUAGGCAUGUGGAAAUUGCACGUUGUUUUCGGAAUGUGGGCGUUGUAGCGGGCAAAUCCCACGACGAGCACGGACUUCCACUUUUCGUGAACCAUUUAAGCAAUAUUACAGAAGGAUACUGUUCAAAGUCGGCCAUAUCAUUUCAAUGUGUUGAUGCCAGCUGCUUUUAUCAGAUGGAGUAUGUCAUCUAUAGACUGCGUGCGUUCGGCUUAAGCUGAACUCAGGAAUCUUUGCAAAUU